Molecule: messenger RNA, 1764 nt
Organism: Nicotiana attenuata
Lineage: Eukaryota; Viridiplantae; Streptophyta; Magnoliopsida; Solanales; Solanaceae
Exons: 3
Coding region: 1-1764 (587 amino acids)
Molecular function (GO): nucleic acid binding
Source: RefSeq, a predicted model, not a curated record
AUGCCAAACCCCCCUUCUAGAAAUCUUGAUCAUUCGGUGAGUUGUGAGUACUGUUCAUGGGCCCCGGGACAUGAUACAGAGAAGUAUUGGAAACUAAAAACAGGUGUGCAGGAGCUCAUUGAUACUCAUCGAAUCGAGGUUCAGGCCCUAGAGACACCAAAUAUCAACCAGAAUCCAUUGCCGGCUCACCAUGAGACCCAUAUGAUUGAGUUGAUACACAAGGUAGGAGAGCCAAAGAAACCCUCGCAGGCGGUAAUGAUGAUCCGUUUCGGCGAAACCGGUUCAAAAGAAAAGGUAACCAGUGGAAAAUCAGGGGACCAGUUGAAAGGGGUGAACAACAAGCCAGCUGUGGUAGUCGAGAAAGGGUCGUCAAGCAUUGUUGCAGUAAAACCAGAACAAGCGAAAGUGGUGGUACCGGGAAUUUUGCUAGUGAUCAACAGCAAGGCGGUUCCAUGGAGUUAUGACCAAGUGGUAGUGACGUAUAAAGGGAAGGCAAUCAGAGAAGAAGUUUGUGAAGCUCAGGGUAUGACCCAUUCAGGGAGGUGCUUUGCCCCUGAAGAAUUGAGAAAAGCCAGAGUUCCCAAAGAUAACCCGGUAUUGGUAAAGAAAGCCGUAACAGAAGAGGAAGCGGAGGAAUUCCUAAGGAAGAUGAAAGUACAGGAUUACUCUAUUGUAGAACAAUUGAAGAAAACACCCGCCCAAAUCUCAUUGCUCUCAUUGCUGAUCCACUCAGAUGAGCACCGCCGGGCGCUAAUGAAAAUAUUGAACGAGGCACAUAUCCCUGACAAGAUCUCGUUGAAUCACUUGGAGAAGAUAGCAAAUAAAAUCUUUGAGGUGAACAAAGUUACUUUCUCAGAUGAUGAGUUGCCUGUGGAGGUCACGGAACAUAACAGGGCCCUUUAUUUGAUAGUGAAAUGCGAGGAUUCUGUAGUCACCCGAGUUCUGGUUGACAAUGGGUCUAGUGCAAACAUAUGUCCUCUGUCCACGUUGAGCAAGCUGAAGGUCGAUGAUGAUAGAAUUCAUAAGAAUAGCGUCUGUGUGCGAGGGUUCGAUGGUGGGGGCAAAGAUUCUGUGGGUGACAUAAUACUGGAAUUAACAAUAGGACCCGUGGAGUUCACUAUGGAAUUUCAGGUGAUAGAUGUGGCGGUCUCUUAUAACCUUUUGUUGGGGCGACCCUGGAUCCAUGCCGCCAAGGCAGUUCCAUCUACAUUGCAUCAAAUGGUUAAAUUCGAGGUCGUGGGUUUACCAAGUCUUCGACACAGUGUCCGUGGAAAAGGCCCAGAAGGGAAGGGCAUCCCAGUCCCUAAAGUAGCAGCGGCAACUGUCAUGGUGGCUUCAGAAAUGUUGAAGAAUGGGUUCAUACCAGGAAAAGGUUUGGGUGCUGCCCUUCAAGGCAUUGUGCAGCCGGUUUCUCUUCCUAAAAAUCUGGAUACUUUUGGAUUAGGUUUUAAGCCCACAGCUGCAGACAUAAGACGGGCUCGCAAAAUGAAGAAGAGGGCAUGGGUUCUUCCCAAGCCAAUCCCCCGUCUCUCCAGAUCAUUCGUCAGGCUAAGCAUCAGAAAGCAACUGCAGUCAAAAGUUCCCAGGUCAUUGAUUGGUGUUGAUGGAGACUUAGAUAAGGGGUUCGAGAGAUUAUUUGCCGAGGUUAACAUGGUUGAGGCUGGGGAGGGGUCGAGCAAAGCAGAUGUGCAGUUCGUCGGACCACGUGCAAAAGUCAACAACUGGGAAGCUACUCCUCUUCCUAUCCGGAAGGAGUCUUGGUAG